This is a messenger RNA of Eptesicus fuscus (big brown bat), 2657 nucleotides long. It is a transcript of the gene BRINP1, whose product is annotated as BMP/retinoic acid inducible neural specific 1. The record is from RefSeq and is a predicted model, not a curated record. Bases 1 to 2286 code for a protein of 761 amino acids. Gene Ontology annotation, biological process: negative regulation of mitotic cell cycle; positive regulation of neuron differentiation. The transcript has 7 exons. Lineage: Eukaryota; Metazoa; Chordata; Mammalia; Chiroptera; Vespertilionidae.
AUGAACUGGAGGUUUGUUGAGCUCCUCUACUUCCUGUUUAUAUGGGGCCGUAUCUCAGUGCAGCCCUCCCACCAGGAACCAGCUGGGACAGACCAACAUGUCUCCAAGGAAUUUGAUUGGCUCAUUUCAGACAGGGGGCCUUUCCACCACUCCAGGAGCUACCUAUCCUUUGUGGAAAGACACCGUCAAGGAUUUACAACUAGAUAUAAAAUAUACAGGGAGUUUGCCCGUUGGAAGGUGAGGAACACAGCCAUCGAGAGGAGAGACCUGGUCCGUCACCCAGUGCCCCUCAUGCCGGAGUUUCAAAGGAGCAUCCGCCUGCUGGGCAGGAGACCCACCACUCAGCAGUUCAUCGACACCAUCAUCAAAAAGUACGGCACCCACCUCCUCAUCUCUGCCACCUUGGGAGGGGAGGAGGCCUUGACCAUGUACAUGGACAAAAGUCGCCUCGACAGGAAGUCAGGGAAUGCCACUCAAAGUGUUGAAGCUCUGCACCAGCUUGCAUCGUCAUACUUUGUGGACCGUGAUGGCACCAUGAGGAGGCUCCAUGAGAUCCAGAUAUCAACUGGCGCAAUCAAGGUCACAGAGACACGCACUGGGCCCCUGGGCUGUAACAGCUACGACAAUCUGGACUCUGUGAGUUCUGUCCUUCUGCAAAGCACCGAGAGCAAACUUCACCUUCAAGGCCUGCAGAUCAUCUUCCCUCCGUACCUGCAAGAGAAGUUUGUCCAGUCUGCCCUGAGCUACAUCAUGUGCAAUGGUGAGGGCGAGUAUGUGUGCCAGAACAGCCAGUGCCGAUGCCAGUGUGCCGAGGAGUUCCCGCAGUGCAACUGCCCCAUCACCGACAUCCAGAUCAUGGAGUACACGCUGGCCAACAUGGCCAAGUCCUGGGCCGAGGCUUACAAGGACUUGGAGAAUUCAGAUGAGUUUAAAUCGUUUAUGAAGCGUCUGCCCAGCAACCACUUCCUGACCAUCGGGAGCAUCCAUCAGCACUGGGGCAACGACUGGGACCUGCAGAACCGCUACAAGCUCCUGCAGAGCUCCAUGGAGGCCCAGCGGCAGAAGAUCCAGCGCACCGCCCGCAAGCUCUUUGGCCUCAGCGUCCGCUGCCGCCACAAUCCCAACCACCAGCUGCCUAGAGAGAGGACGAUCCAGCAGUGGCUGGCCCGGGUGCAGUCGCUUCUCUACUGCAAUGAGAACGGGUUUUGGGGAACCUUCCUGGAGAGCCAGAGGAGCUGCGUGUGCCACGGGAGCACCACGCUGUGCCAGCGCCCCAUCCCCUGCAUCAUCGGCGGCAACAACAGCUGCGCCAUGUGCAGCCUGGCCAACAUCUCCCUCUGCGGCUCCUGCAACAAGGGCUACAAGCUGUACCGCGGCCGCUGCGAGCCCCAGAACGUGGACUCGGAGCGCAGCGAGCAGUUCAUCAGCUUCGAGACCGACCUGGACUUCCAGGACCUGGAGCUGAAGUACCUGCUGCAGAAGAUGGACUCGCGCCUCUACGUGCACACCACCUUCGUCAGCAACGAGAUCCGCCUCGACACCUUCUUUGACCCGCGGUGGCGCAAGCGCAUGUCCCUCACGCUCAAGAGCAACAAGAACCGCAUGGACUUCAUCCACAUGGUGAUCGGCAUGUCCAUGCGCAUCUGCCAGAUGCGCAACAGCAGCCUGGACCCCAUGUUCUUCGUCUACGUCAACCCCUUCAGCGGCAGCCACUCGGAGGGCUGGAACAUGCCGUUCGGCGAGUUCGGCUACCCGCGCUGGGAGAAGGUCCGCCUCCAGAACAGCCAGUGCUACAACUGGACCCUCUUGCUGGGCAAUCGGUGGAAGACGUUUUUCGAGACGGUCCACAUCUACCUGCGCAGUCGGACUCGGCUCGCCACCGUCCUGCGGAACGAGACCGGCCAGGGCCCCGUGGACCUGUCCGACCCCAACAAGCGGCAGUUCUACAUCAAGAUCUCGGACGUGCAGGUGUUCGGCUACAGCCUGCGCUUCAACGCCGACCUCCUCCGCAGCGCCGUGCAGCAGGUCAACCAGUCCUACACGCAGGGCGGCCAGUUCUACUCGUCGUCGUCCGUGAUGCUCCUCUUGUUGGAUAUUCGGGACCGAAUCAACCGCCUGGCCCCGCCCGUGGCCCCCGGGAAGCCCCAGCUGGACCUGUUCUCCUGUAUGCUGAAGCACCGCCUGAAGCUGACCAACAGCGAGAUCAUCAGGGUGAACCACGCCUUGGACCUCUACAACACGGAGAUCCUCAAACAGUCCGACCAGAUGACGGCCAAGCUCUGCUAACCGGCCACGCCCGGGCCGCGGGACGUUCCCUUUUGUUGUACAAAACAGUUAACAGGACGAAAACCACGCGAAGUAAAUUAAAAAAAAAAUAUUUGUAAAAUGUAAUUACUAUUCGAAGAGACGGAGGAAAACAUCUUCAUUCGUUGGACACUGAACACACGUUCUAGCGACUGUCUGAAACCGCGGGGCAUGUCUGUUAUUUCUAUACUCUGUCACCUGGAGGAGCUCGGAGGGAGCUGGAGUUGCUUCUUAGGCCUCAGGUGCUGGGCGGAGGGGGAGGCGGGGAGAGCCUAUGCCAUGGAUUGUAAAGGUCUCUGCUGUGCAGGUGCUAAGGUGACACGCGAAAAAGAAAGAGAGCUAUAUGUAAUGUA